AUGGAGCCGCUGGCGACUCACGACAGCCGCUGCAUCAUCGACGGCUAUGAGCUUCGGAAUCGCGUCGCUGUUACGGUUACUGUUGCUGUCACCCUCGUGGGUUACCAAUAUAAACCACUGCCUGCGUGUGCCGAUGCCUAUGUCUAUGUCUAUGUCUAUGCCUAUGCCAGCCUGCCACUACCGCCUACCGCUGAUCCAGGUUGGGAGGCAAUGCAGAUAGGUAGGUACUCUGAUACCAGAUGCUGAUGACGUGUGA
Hymenoscyphus albidus is the source of this 256-nucleotide messenger RNA. The record is from the annotation of a GenBank genome assembly. NCBI's taxonomy places the organism in Eukaryota, Fungi, Ascomycota, Leotiomycetes, Helotiales, Helotiaceae.